CAAAGACUGAAGCUGCUCCCUUUGCCACAUUAUAACUAGUAGGGGAUCCUCACCGACCAUGGCCACAGCUGCCUCGAAUCCCUACAGCAUUCUCACUUCCAGCUCUCUAGUCCAUGCGGACUCUGCGGGCAUGCAGCAGGGGAGUCCUUUCCGAAACCCUCAGAAACUUCUCCAAAGUGAUUACUUGCAGGGAGUUCCUAGCAAUGGGCAUCCCCUCGGGCAUCAUUGGGUAACCAGUCUGAGCGAUGGAGGGCCAUGGUCCUCCACACUGGCCACCAGCCCCCUGGAACAGCAAGACGUGAAGCCUGCGCGUGAAGACCUACAGUUGGGCGCGAUCAUCCAUCAUCGCUCGCCGCAUGUCUCCCACCACUCUCCGCACACUAACCAUCCGAAUGCCUGGGGAGCGAGCCCAGCUCCGAAUCCGUCCAUCACGUCGAGCAGCCAACCCCUUAAUGUGUACUCGCAGCCUGGCUUCACGGUGAGCGGCAUGUUGGAGCACGGGGGGCUCACUCCACCGCCGGCCUCUGCCUCAGCGCAGAGCUUACAUCCAGUGCUCCGGGAAGCCCCAGACCACGGCGACCUAGGUUCGCAUCACUGCUUGGACCAUUCGGACGAGGAGACACCAACCUCGGAUGAGUUGGAACAGUUUGCCAAACAGUUCAAACAAAGAAGAAUCAAGUUGGGCUUCACGCAGGCUGACGUGGGGCUGGCGCUGGGCACAUUGUAUGGCAACGUGUUUUCGCAGACCACCAUCUGCAGAUUCGAGGCCUUACAACUGAGCUUCAAGAACAUGUGCAAGCUGAAGCCGCUGCUGAACAAGUGGCUGGAAGAGGCUGAUUCAUCCACAGGGAGCCCGACCAGCAUUGACAAGAUCGCGGCACAGGGUCGCAAACGGAAGAAGCGAACCUCUAUCGAGGUGAGUGUCAAGGGCGUACUGGAGACGCAUUUCCUCAAGUGUCCGAAGCCUGCGGCGCAGGAGAUUUCCUCGCUGGCAGACAGCCUCCAGUUGGAGAAAGAAGUGGUGCGUGUCUGGUUCUGUAAUCGAAGACAGAAAGAGAAAAGAAUGACUCCACCAGGGGAUCAGCAGCCACAUGAGGUUUAUUCGCACACGCACACGGUGAAAACAGACACAUCCUGCCAUGAUCUCUGACUGCAGGAAGCCAGGAAGCGGCCGGCCGCACUGGGAGCAGCGCGGAUUUCUCUUUCUCUUCCACUCUCUUCCUUUAAUUCCAGCUUUAUUAUUGCGAUUUCUCUCACUCUCUCUCUCUUGUUUGUUCUUUCUUUUCUCCUUCCUUCCAUUUUUUUUUCUUUUCCCAACCGAAGAGUCUAACUUACGCUAAGAAAAGAAACACAUGUAGGCAUUCAGGCUUAACGCGGAUACACAGUUGCAUCAAGCAUCCAGGCAGGGACCUCAUCUCCCCUGCGUCAAGAAAAACACUUCCCUCCAACCUUUUCUGCUGAUCAAAUACGCUGUUUACUUUAAGUAAGGUUUUUUGUUUGUUUGUUUGUUUUGAAUUUUGGUCGCUCCUCUCUAGGAAGAGAAAGGAGUCGAGUAACUUGGGGGCGGGGUA
Molecule: messenger RNA, 1571 nt
Organism: Capra hircus (goat)
Lineage: Eukaryota; Metazoa; Chordata; Mammalia; Artiodactyla; Bovidae
Gene: POU3F4
Product: POU class 3 homeobox 4
Exons: 1
Coding region: 59-1150 (363 amino acids)
Biological process (GO): brain development; regulation of transcription by RNA polymerase II
Cellular component (GO): nucleus
Molecular function (GO): RNA polymerase II cis-regulatory region sequence-specific DNA binding; DNA-binding transcription factor activity, RNA polymerase II-specific
Source: RefSeq, a predicted model, not a curated record